Messenger RNA from Aptenodytes forsteri (emperor penguin), 2976 nucleotides. RefSeq names its product nuclear factor kappa B subunit 2 (gene NFKB2). Gene Ontology annotation, biological process: inflammatory response; cellular response to stress; non-canonical NF-kappaB signal transduction. Gene Ontology annotation, molecular function: DNA-binding transcription factor activity, RNA polymerase II-specific; RNA polymerase II cis-regulatory region sequence-specific DNA binding; protein binding. Gene Ontology annotation, cellular component: cytoplasm. The transcript has 22 exons. Bases 1 to 2976 code for a protein of 991 amino acids. Lineage: Eukaryota; Metazoa; Chordata; Aves; Sphenisciformes; Spheniscidae. The record is from RefSeq and is a predicted model, not a curated record.
AUGGCUGGUCAACGGGGACCGGCGCCCGAAGCGGGGCAGGCGGCCGGAGGCAGCAGGGGGGUGGUUGGGGGUUCCAGCCCCAACACACUCAUCACACUCAUCUUCCCUCCCGUCACCCAGUGCCUGGAUGGGUUUGACUACGACUUCAAUCUCGGCUCCCACAUGAUAGAGCAGAAGGAGCCCCUGAUGGAUACGGUGGAAGGUCCCUACCUUGUCAUCAUCGAGCAGCCAAAGCAGCGGGGGUUCCGGUUUCGGUACGGCUGCGAGGGCCCUUCACACGGGGGGCUGCCAGGAGCAUCCAGCGAGAAGGGGCGCAAGACCUAUCCCACCGUCAAGAUCUGCAACUACACAGGGAUGGCCCGGAUCGAGGUGGACCUGGUGACACACAGUGACCCUCCCCGUGUGCAUGCCCACAGCCUGGUGAGCAAGCAGUGCAACGAGGCCGGCAACUGCAUCGCGAUUGUGGGACCCAAGGACAUGACGGCUCAGUUCAGCAACCUGGGUGUGCUCCAUGUCACCAAGAAGAACAUGAUGGAGAUCAUGAAGGAAAAGCUGAAGAAGCAGAAGAUGCGUAACAGGAGCCGACUGCUGACAGAAGCAGAGCUGCGUGAGAUCGAGCUGGAGGCAAAGGAGCUGAAGAAGGUGAUGGACCUGAGCAUCGUGCGGUUGCGCUUCACUGCCUACCUCCGCGACAGCAGUGGGAACUUCACGCUGGCCCUCCAGCCUGUCAUCUCAGACCCCAUCCAUGACAGCAAGUCCCCAGGAGCUUCCAACCUGAAGAUCUCGCGGAUGGAUAAGACAGCAGGCUCAGUGCGGGGAGGGGACGAGGUCUACUUGCUGUGUGAUAAAGUUCAGAAAGAUGACAUCGAGGUGCGUUUCUACGAGGAUGACGAGAACGGCUGGCAGGCCUUUGGGGACUUCUCCCCCACUGAUGUGCACAAGCAGUAUGCCAUCGUCUUCCGCACGCCCCCCUACCACAAGCCCAAGAUCGACCGUCCCGUCACCGUCUUCCUGCAGCUGAAGCGGAAGCGGGGGGGCGACGUGAGCGACUCCAAGCAGUUCACCUACUACCCCGUGGUGGAAGAUAAGGAAGAAGUGGAGAGGAAGCGCAAGAAAGUCCUGCCUCAGUUUCCCCAGCACUUUGGUGGGGGCGCGCACAUGGGGGGUGCCGGCGGGGGGGCCGGGGGCUUCGGCUCUGGAGGAGGUGAGUGGGGACACCUCUUCCCCCUCCCUGCUCGGGCAGCCGCGGCCCAGCCCUGGGGGCUCCCCGUGCCCCUCCGGCCUCACCCCGGGCUGGCCUACAACAGCAUCUACUCGUCCAGCCCCCACCCCGUGGGGGGCUACCAUGGGGGUGUGCAGAUGAAGGGCCCUGAGGCAGAGGGGCCCGGGAGCGACAGGCAGGCGCCUGCGGAGAGCGUGUACUGCAAGGAGCUGCAGAAGCAUGCCCAGCUCUGCCAGCUGUGGAUGCUGACGCUGGCCCGUCGCAAUGCCCAUGCCCUGCUCGACUACUCGGUCACCGCCGACCCCCGCAUGCUGCUGGCGGUCCAGAGGCACCUGGCCGCAUCACAGGACGAGAACGGAGACACGCCUUUGCACCUCGCUAUUAUCCAUGAGCAGACGGCUGUGAUCAAGCAGCUGAUCGAGGUCAUUGUUAGCAUUCCCCGCCAGCAGAUCAUCAACAUCUCCAACAACCUGCAGCAGACGCCACUGCAUCUGGCAGUCAUCACCAAGCAGCCCCAAGUGGUCCAGCUCCUGCUGCAAGCCCAUGCCGACCCCACCUUGUUGGAUCGCUACGGCAAUUCCCUGCUGCACCUGGCACUCCAGGCUGGUGAUGAAGAGAUGCUGAGGACGCUGCUGGCCCACCUGGGCUCGGCUGCCCCUUACCUGCUCCACCUGCCCAAUUACCAUGGCCUCCUGCCUGUGCACCUGGCCGUGAAGGCAAAGAGUCUGGCCUGCCUGGACCUGCUGGUCAGGAAGGGAGCGGACGUGAAUGCAGUGGAGAGGCAGUGUGGGAGGACCCCGCUGCACCUGGCUGUGGAGAUGGAGAACCUGAACAUGGCCACCCACCUGGUGAAGAAGCUGGGAGCAGACGUCAACAGCCGGACUUUUGCCAGGAACACCCCCCUGCACCUGGCUGCCGGCCUGGGCUCCCCCACCCUCACCAAACUGCUCCUCAAAGCUGGGGCAGACAUGAUGUGUGAGAACGAUGAGCCCAUCAGCCCAUCCUCGUCGGAGGCCAGCAGCGACACGGAUGCUGACCCCGAGGAGCAGGAGCUGGCCAUGGAGCUGGGGGAGCCGGCCCCAGCCGUGGUGCACGGCACCAACCCCAAGCCCCCUGCGCAGGGGCACGGGCAGGCAGGGCACAGGCAGCACCGCUGCCACACGCCCCUGGACCUGACUCGAAGCCAGAAGGUGCGGGAGACCCUGCUGCAGGCCUCCCAGCAGGGCCCCGAGGUGGAGCUGCCCGCUGCCCCCUGGCCAGGGAAGGUCCUGUCGCUGGACAGUGAGGCGCUGCAGGGGCUGGAGCAGCUGCUGAACCAGGACUGCAGUGGGUCGGACUGGAUCGAGCUGGCCAAGCGCCUGGGGCUCUGCAGCCUGGUGGAGACCUACAAGGACACCCCCUCGCCCAGCAUCAGCCUCCUGCGCAGUUACGAGCUGGCGGGGGGCAGCCUGGAGGGGCUGCUGGAGGCGCUGGACUCCAUGGGGCUCCACAAGGCCGUGAGGAUGCUCCACAAAACAGAGGCGCUGGAGAAGCUGCAAAGCACAGAGCUGAAGGAAGACAGUGCCUAUGGCAGUGAGUCGGUGGAGGAGGAGCAGGCGCCUGUGCUGGCCCUGAAGCCGGGGCCGGGGGGUGAGCUGCCCCACAGCCAGCAGCCGCAGGGUGGGUCGGUGGAGGAGGAGCAGGCGCCUGUGCUGGCCCUGAAGCCGGGGCCGGGGGGUGAGCUGCCCCACAGCCAGCAGCCGCAGGUGCACUGA